This is a messenger RNA of Cherax quadricarinatus, 6215 nucleotides long. The record is from RefSeq and is a predicted model, not a curated record. NCBI's taxonomy places the organism in Eukaryota, Metazoa, Arthropoda, Malacostraca, Decapoda, Parastacidae.
GGUGCUAUUCUUAACUUACCAGAGGUUGUGUUACACCUCACGUGGCGACCUGGUAAGUCGGCGGAGCUGGCGCCCUCAGACGCCCUCCGGUGGGUGCUCGAGACGGUGGUGUGCUCGACAAGGUGUGCUCGUGGUGGUGCAGUGAAGCGCGACUUGAACAUCCUGACAAGAUAUCUAUAUUUGAGAAUUAGACGACUUUAGGCACUCACCACCAACAUGCCCGGCCACGUUAAGAAGUCCACGGGUCCUGACCCGGAUCCUACCGAGUUCUUGUUCAUCUCUAUUGAGAUGAAGAUGAAGGAUGCCACCAAGCCUUACGACGCCAAAAAAUCCUGCUGGGUCCCUGAUCCCAAAGAGGGCUUCAUCGAGGGUGAGAUCACAGGCACCAAGGGCGAUCUUAUCUCCGUUUAUGCCGGAGGUGAAACCAAGGACUGGAAGAAGGACCUCGUUGGUCAGGUUAACCCUCCCAAGUACGAAAAAUGUGAGGACAUGUCCAACUUGACCUACCUUAACGACGCCUCCGUCCUCUACAACUUGAAGUCCCGUUACGUCAACAGGCUCAUCUACACCUACUCUGGUCUCUUCUGUAUCGCCAUCAACCCCUACAAGCGCUACCCCAUCUACACCAAUCGUGUGGUCAAGAUCUACCAGGGCAAGAGGCGUAAUGAGGUGCCUCCCCAUCUCUUUGCCAUUGCUGACGGUGCUUACAUGAACAUGAUGCAACUUGGCGAGAACCAGUCUAUGCUUAUUACCGGUGAGUCUGGUGCUGGUAAGACUGAGAACACCAAGAAGGUGCUCUCCUACUUCGCCAACGUCGGCGCCACCACCAAGAAGAAGGGCGAUGCCGAGAAAGGGAACCUGGAGGACCAGAUCAUCCAGACCAACCCUGUACUGGAGGCCUUCGGUAACGCCAAGACCACCCGUAACGACAACUCCUCCCGCUUCGGUAAGUUCAUCCGUAUCCACUUCCAACCCAACGGCAAGCUGUCUGGUGCUGAUAUUGAGGUCUACCUGCUAGAGAAGGCCCGUGUUAUCUCCCAACAACCUCUUGAGCGUUCCUACCAUAUCUUCUACGAGAUGAUGUCCGACCAGGUCGCAAUGAUCAAACCCAUGUGUUUCCUUAGCAACGAUAUCUACGAUUAUCACUACGUGUCUCAGGGCAAGGUCACCGUCCCCUCCAUUGAUGACGGCGAGGACAUGCAGUUCUGUCACGACGCCUUCGAUGUUCUGGGUUUCUCCAGUGUAGAGGUUGAGAAUGUCUAUAAGAUCACCGCAGCCGUCAUGCACAUGGGUGAAAUGAAGUUCAAACAGAAGGGUCGUGAUGAGCAAGCUGAAGCUGAUGGCACUGAGGUUGGUUUCAAGGUUGCCAAGCUCCUCGGUGUUGAUGGUGACGACCUGUACAGGAACAUUACCAAGCCCAAGAUCAAAGUCGGUGCUGAGUUCGUAGCCAAGGGCAUGAACGUAAAUCAGUGUUUCUACUCCGUCGGUGCCCUGGCUAAGGGUCUGUUCGAUCGUGUCUUCAAGUGGCUGGUAGUAAAGUGUAACAUUACUCUUGAGACUGGCCUGAAGCGUCAAUCCUUCAUCGGUGUACUUGAUAUUGCUGGCUUUGAGAUCUUCGAUUACAACGGCUUCGAGCAGAUCUGCAUCAACUUCUGUAACGAGAAGCUGCAGCAGUUCUUCAACCAUCACAUGUUUGUGCUGGAGCAGGAAGAGUACAAGAAGGAAGGCAUCAACUGGGUCUUCGUGGACUUCGGUAUGGAUCUGCAAGCUUGCAUUGAGCUCUUCGAGAAGAAAAUGGGCUUGCUCUCCAUUCUUGAGGAAGAGUCUAUGUUCCCCAAGGCUACCGAUAAGUCCUUCUUAGAGAAACUGAACGCCAACCAUCUAGGAAAGUCCCCUGUGUUCAUUAAGCCCAAGCCACCCAAGCCCGGAGAGGUUGAAGGCCACUUCGCCAUCGUUCACUACGCUGGUACUGUCACUUACAACUUGUCUGGCUGGCUGGAGAAGAACAAGGAUCCCCUCAACGACACUGUCGUCGACCAGCUCAAGAAGUCCUCUAACGAACUUAUCGUCACUGUCUUCCUUGACCAUCCCGGACAGUCUGGUCCAGCUGAUUCCGGUGGCAAAGGUGGUCGCGGCGCAAAAUCUGGUUCUUUCAAGACUGUGUCUUCUGGAUACAGGGACCAGUUAAACAACCUGAUGAGGACCCUCAACUCCACUCAUCCUCACUUCAUCCGUUGUAUCGUCCCCAACGAGACCAAGUCCCCAGGUGUGACUGAGGCUGGUUUGAUCAUGCAUCAGCUGACCUGUAACGGUGUACUUGAGGGCAUCAGGAUCUGUCGUAAAGGCUUCCCUAACAGGAUGAUCUACCCCGAUUUCCGGCACCGUUACAAGAUCUUGGCUUCUAAGGAGAUGACUGAAAUUGCUGAUGAGAAAAAGGCGGCAAAGGCUUGCUUCGACAAGGCUGGUCUAGAAGAGGAGCUCUACCGCCUGGGUAACACUAAGGUGUUCUUCCGUGCUGGAGUCCUGGGUACCCUGGAGGAGAUCCGUGAUGAACGUCUGGGCAAAAUUAUAUCGUGGCUGCAGUCAUGGGUACGUGGCUUCACCGGCCGAAAGGAAUUCGGAAGACUGCAGGAGCAGCGUGUUGCCCUCGUUGUCGUCCAGCGCAACCUGAGGAAGUUCUUGGCCAUGCAGUCCUGGGUCUGGUUCAAUCUCUGGCAGAAAGUUAAGCCUCUGCUCCACGUUACUCGUAUUGAGGAUGUAAUAUACGAACUCAAGCAGAGGGCCACUAAAGCUCAGGAGGAUUACGACAAUGAGCUGAAGCUUCGCCAGGAGCUGGAAGCUUCUAUUGCCGCAGCUCAGGAGGAAAAGAACAACAUUCUAGUUGCGCUUGAAUCAACCAAGGGUAAUAUGUCAGAGUUCGUCGAAAAACAGGCCAAGCUCCAGUCUCAGAAGCAUGAACUGGAAGCCCAGUUUAACGAUGUUAAUGAGCGCCUGCAGAAGGAGGAGGAAGCGCGUAUUGCGCUAUCACAAGACAGGAAGAAGACCGAUCAGGAACUAGGAAACAUGAGGAGGGACUUAGAAGAUCUUGAGCUUUCACUUCAGAAGGCAGAGCAAGAGAAGGCCGCAAGAGACCAUCAAAUUCACAAUAUUACGGAAGAAAUUGCCCACCAGGAAGAGCUCCUUAACAAGGCGACUAAAGAAAAGAAACAUCUUCAAGAGCUUGGCCAAAAGUCUUCUGAAGAAUUCCAGGGAAUUGAAGACAGGUGUAAUCAUCUCCACAACAUUAAAACGAAGCUCGAGCAAACCCUAGACGAGCUGGAGGAUUCUCUUGCGCGGGAGAAGAAGCUGCGUGGUGAUGUUGAGAAGAAUAAGAGGAAGGUUGAGGGCGACCUUAAGCUUACUCAAGAAGCUGUGGUUGACUUAGAGCGAAACUACAAAGACAUUGAGUCUACCAUCCAGCGAAAGGAUAAGGAAUAUGCCGCGCUUGCUAGCAAACUUGAGGAUGAUCUGGGUGCGCUUGCUAAGGUCCAGAGGCAGAUUAGAGAACAGCAGUCUCGAAUCGAGGAGCUCGAACAAGAGGUUGAACAUGAGCGACAGGCCCGUGCCAAGGCUGAAAAGGGAAAGAGCAACCUUGCUCGCGAGCUUUCAGAACUCACUGAUCGUCUGGAUGAGGCUGGAGGAGCCACCGCAGCUCAGAUCGAACUGAACAAGAAGCGCGAGGCUGAGUUGGCCAAGCUCCGCCGUGACCUCGAGGAGACCAACAUCCAGCAUGACUCUGCUCUUAAUCUUCUUCGCAAGAAACAUAAUGAUGCUGUUGCCGAAAUGUCUGAGCAGGUUGACCAUCUCAACAAAACGAAGGCUAAGAUGGAGAAGGAGAAGAAUGAUCUGAAGCGUAAAGCGGAUGAUGCCAAGUCUGCCAUGGACGGUCUUACCCGUGACAAGGCUACUGCAGAUAAGUCCAUCAAACAACUGCAGCAGCAGAUAGCUGAACUUAAUGCCAAAUAUGAAGAAUCCACUCGUACUCUCAAUGACUUCGAUGCCAGCAAGAAGAAGCUUGCUAUUGAAAAUGCUGAUCUUCUGCGCCAGCUGGAGGAGACUGAAACCCAAACUGGACAACUGUCCAAGAUUAAAGUAUCCCUGAAUGCUCAGCUUGAAGACUCGAAAAAGCUUGCCGAGGAGGACAGCAAAGAACGCAGUAUUCUUCUUGGAAAGUAUCGCAACUUAGAGCAUGAUAUUGAUGGUCUCCGAGAACAACUUGACGAAGAAAGUGAAAGCAAGACGGACUUGCAGCGCCAGCUUACAAAAGCCAAUGCUGAAUCCCAGAUGUGGCGUUCCAAAUACGAGUCAGAAGGCGUUGCCCGUGCUGAGGAGAUAGAAGCUUCCCGGUUGAAGCUUGCUGCUCGCCUUGAGGAAGCCGAAGCACAGAUUGAACAACUUAAUGUUAAGAACCUGGCCCUGGAGAAAUCCAAGGAGAAACUUGCUGCGGACUUCGAUGAAACACAGAUAGCAAUUGAACGUGCUGAAGCUUUAGCCCAGGCCGCAGAGAAGAAGCAAAAGAACUUUGAUAGAAUAAUCAACGAAUGGAAACUGAAGGUUGACGACCUUGUGGCUGAACUUGACGCUUCUCAGAAGGAGUGCCGCAACUACUCCACUGAACACUUCCGCAUUAAGGCCGCCUACGAAGAAAAUCUUGAACACCUGGACACAGUUCGCCGCGAGAACAAAAACUUGGCCGAUGAGAUCAAGGAUCUGAUAGAUCAGAUUGGUGAUGGUGGCCGAAACUACCAUGACCUCCAGAAGAAUGUCAAGCGUCUUGAGAUCGAGAAAGAAGAACUUCAAGCUGCUCUUGAGGAAGCUGAAGCCGCCCUGGAACAAGAGGAGAACAAAGUACUCCGUGGUCAACUUGAACUCAGCCAAGUUAGACAGGAAAUUGACAAACGAAUUCAGGAGAAAGAAGAAGAGUUUGACAAUAUUCGCAAGUGUCACAUUCGUGCUCUAGAAUCUAUGCAAGCUUCCCUAGAGGCAGAAGCUAAGGGUAAGGCUGAGGCUCUCCGACUGAAGAAGAAGCUUGAGGCAGACAUUAACGAGCUGGAAGUCUCUCUUGGUCAUUCAAGCAAGGCAUAUGGUGACCUACAAAAGAGCUACAAGAAGCUUCAGAGUGAAGUAAAGGACCUGCAAGCGAGGGUUGAAGACGAGCAGCGUCUAGGCUCAGAAUACCGCGAGCAAUACGCGAUCGCCGAGCGCCGCGCUAAUUCUCUUCAUGGAGAACUGGAAGAAUCCAGAACUCUUCUUGAGCAGUCGGACCGUGGCCGUCGUCAAGCCGAGUCUGAUCUUAGUGACGCUAAUGAGCAGUACAGCACCCUUAGCGCUCAGUACAAUACUCUUUCCAUUUCUAAGAGGAAGCUUGAAGGAGAAUGGCAGACUCUUCACGCUGAGUAUGAAGACAUGCUGAACGAGGCCAAGAACUCCGAGGAGAAGGCUAAGAAGGCCAUGGUUGACGCCGCUCGCCUGGCUGAUGAACUCCGCGCUGAGCAGGAACACGCCCAGAACCUGGAGAAGGUGCGUAAGAGCCUGGAAGUCUCUGUUAAGGAACUUCAAGUCAAGCUUGAUGACAGCGAAAGCUUCGCCGUGAAGACAAGUAAGAAAUCCCUGGGUAAGCUGGAAGGCCGCAUUCGCGAGCUGGAAGGCCAACUGGACGAUGAAGCACGCCGUCACUCUGAUGCCCAGAAGAACCUGAGGAAGUGUGAGAGGCGCAUCAAGGAGCUCACCUUCCAGUCCGACGAGGACAAGAAGAACCACGAGAGGAUGCAGGACCUUGUUGACAAGCUGCAACAGAAGAUCAAGACCUACAAGCGCCAGAUCGAGGAAGCUGAGGAGAUCGCUGCUCUGAACUUGGCUAAGUUCCGCAAGGCCCAGCAGGAGGUUGAAGAAUCUGCAGCUUAAAUCAACACUUCUCAAUAAAUAUUCAGUGUAAUACAUAAAAUGUAUUAAAACCUCGUAUGUAAGCCAGUGAGGUAUCAGUUUAUAUAUAUAUAUAUAUAUAUAUAUAUAUAUAUAUAUAUAUAUAUAUAUAUAUAUAUAUAUAUAUAUAUAAUAAAAUGAAUAGCUUAUUAAUUUGAUUAAUAUACUGUUGUCAGGAAUACACUGAAUAUCCUGUAUCGCGAGCAUACUAACAAGGUUAGUAUGAGUAUUAUUCAAUAAAGAAAUGUAACUAA